Molecule: messenger RNA, 493 nt
Organism: Corticium candelabrum
Lineage: Eukaryota; Metazoa; Porifera; Homoscleromorpha; Homosclerophorida; Plakinidae
Exons: 2
Coding region: 20-493 (157 amino acids)
Source: RefSeq, a predicted model, not a curated record
GUGUAGGGUGCAAUUGACCAUGCAGACCAAAGAGCAGUCCGUUCGUGUCACUACAGCUUUACUUCACGAAUGGUUUGAAAAUUAUUAUGAGAUCGGCACGCAGUCUGAAGGUUCGUUGACAAACGACGUCCAAGCAGAAGUAAGUAUACUAUUGCAAUCACACCAGAAGCCUCCUCUACUCGAAGCUGACGUCGGAAAGGUGGUCAGAGAUGUCUUUGGGCGGAAAGUACAAAGAAAGAAGACAAAGCACCAAGGAAACAGUGUCUACAAAUAUUUCGGCCUGGAAAGGAAGCGUGUGAACGACGACAUAGCACACGACUCUUCUAGGAGACCGUGUUCUUUUGGCCUUCCUAGCACAAACAUAAAUGUAGCCGACCUCUUGGAGAAAAUACAGCAGCAAACGGACGAGCUGGAAAGUGAGAGGCAACAGCGACUGAACCUGGAAAGACAACUUCGUGAAUUAGCUAUAAUUAACAAUAAUAAUAAUCUAUAG